AUGCGUGGCUCAGCAGUCAAGCCCGAGCCGUCCACCAAGCGCUCGUACGCAGCUCUCUUCAACCCGAAGCGACUCGGCCUCGGUCUACCCUUCGUCAGCUCGUCGUCGGAGAGCGUCCAACCUCGUGCCGAGUCGUCCUCCCUCACCAAGCGUGCGGGCGAGCGCUCUGCCCGCGCACCGACCGCGGUCCGCCUCAUCGAGUUCACCUCCCCGUUCGGCAACGCGCUCGACGUGGACCUGGCGACGCCGGCGACGGCGCACGAGGAGCGGCGAGCCGGGCUGGGUCGACGCCUGUCGAGCGAGGACCGCGCACGGCUCGCCAACGGCGCGAGGGCCAUCGUCGCGCUCGCAACGACGCCGGGCAAGCGGCGCAAGAGCGUGGUCGACCUCGAGGCGGUGACCGACGGCAUGCAGCGGGCAUCGGUCGCAGGUCGUCGCCGCUCCUCGUUGACGCCUCUCGGCCAGCCGAGCGUCGGCGCACGGUCCUCGUUCGCCCGCCUCACGCCCCUCGACUCGACUGCCGCCAGUCCAGACGCAUCUACGACGGCGUCGACCCUCCCUCGCCUGUUGAGCGGGCUGUCGGCCACGUUCCCGCUCGUCUUUCCCUCGCCCCGGUCCCCUCUCCCCGUCUCGCCCGUCAGCGACCGCCGCACCGCCUUCUUCGACGAGGUCGCCACGCCAGGAACCGACUCGUCGAGCUUUCCGAGGUCGCCUUCGACAUUCGCCAGCCCGGUGUCGCCGUAUCUCGCGAGCGCCGCCGCCUCGAUCGCGUCGUCGAGCUCGUACCGGUCGUUCGAGCCGCGGUCGCCACGCACGGCCGACGGGCCCGACUUUGCGCCCGACGAGCUCGAGCCGACGCUCGAGUUCCUGCGGUCGCCGUCGGGCGUCAACAUCCGGUUUCCGCUCGUCUUUCCCUCGCGGCCGACGUCCGUCCACACUCGCUCGAGCGCGGCGUCCACCUCGAGCCGGGCGUCGAGCGCGUACGACGAGGCCUCGACGCUUAACGCGCCUCGAACCGUCGAACAGGACGAGGACGACGGCGCCGACGGCCUGGUCGCACUCGUCGCCGACGUCCUCGAGCGGUCCGAGGCGACGACCCGCACGAUCCCCUCUUUCACUUCCCCCUUCCCGCCGCCCUUCCUCUCUCCGUCCAAGCGUACCGUCACGGCCGACAGCUUCUCGAAGCUCACGUUCCCGUCGAUGCCGACCCUCUUCCCCGACUCGGUCACCAUCCCGUCCUCCUCAGCUCGGCGGCGACCGAGUGCCGCCAGCUCGUACCAUGGCGAGCACGUCUCGACGCCGAGCACGUUCGGGCCUCGUCGCUCGGCGACCGAGACGGGCUUCACGGUCAAGAUGCACGACAUCUUUGCCGAAGCGUUUGGCGCGUGCCAGCAGGGAGACGAGUCGGGCGAGGCCUGAUUGCCGUCGUGCACGGGCCAUUGUCCACAGCCGUUCGAGCAUUGCCAUUCUCGAUUUCCAUUCGAGCCGUC
This is a messenger RNA of Rhodotorula graminis WP1, 1490 nucleotides long. RefSeq lists its product as uncharacterized. Bases 1 to 1419 code for a protein of 472 amino acids. The transcript is spliced from 2 exons. Lineage: Eukaryota; Fungi; Basidiomycota; Microbotryomycetes; Sporidiobolales; Sporidiobolaceae. The record is from RefSeq and is a predicted model, not a curated record.